GCGUGCAUGGAACCACCGCAUAUUUAGGCAUUGUAGUUGCCUCCCACGUUUAUCACCAUCAUAUUUGUGGGUAAACAUUGUGAUUGCGGUACUGCCUCGCCGAUAAUUAUUGAAAAGUGUCGUUUUUUUGAGUGUUUCGGAAUGUCUUCGUAUUCUAGGACUUCCGAAAGUGACGCGUGGGCUCUCCUAGCCCUCAAAUCGGCACCGACGAGUCCGACAAAAGUGCAAUGGUCUCCCGAACCGAAAGGGGAUGUAAUCGCACGCUUAGAGGGUCGAGAAUUCGAAUACAUGGUACGUCAAAACAGAAUCGUAAUCGGACGAAAUAGUUCGCGAGGAGAUGUGGACGUGAACAUGGGACAUUCCAGUUUUAUAUCGCGAAAACAUUUGGAGGUUUUUUUCGAUCACCCCUUUUUCUAUUUAAUGUGCAAUGGAAAGAAUGGCGUUUUCGUCGACGGCGUUUUCCAAAGGAAAGGGGCACCGUCGAUACAGUUACCGAAAACAUGCACCUUGCGAUUUCCAAGCACAAAUAUUAGACUAUCAUUUCAAUCGUUAGUGGACGAGGCAUGUGAACCACCGCCGCGUGUCCGUGAGGUGUCGCCCGUGAGACAUCGUGAUCGACCAGGCGGGGGUCUGGGAGUCCUUCCGCCUUUACGGAUUAAUAUACCGGAUAAUGAUAGUUUCAGUAGUCCGUUUCCGUCUCCCACCGGUACGAUUAGUGCCGCAAAUAGCUGCCCUGCCAGCCCCCGAGGCGGUCACGGCAGAAGAAAUGUGUCUGCCGAACUUCAGAUGGUGGCGCAUUAUGCGGCCCAGGUAGCACAUCGAGGUGACGAUGGUCAUAGCAUGUCUAGUCAUAGUCCUGACCAUGUUUACAGACAACCUACCUCAAAUGGAAAUGCAGUAAGUAAAACGUGUGCUUUCAAGAGCCAUAAGAUAAUUGUGCAAUAUUUUCAGAUACCUCCAGUUGUAAUUAACGACGGAUAUGGGGCUAGUAGCAGUAAAGAUGAUGCAAAACCACCAUAUUCUUAUGCACAACUUAUAGUACAAGCUAUCGCUAGCGCGCCCGAUAAACAAUUGACAUUAUCGGGCAUUUAUAGUUACAUCACAAAACAUUAUCCUUACUAUCGAACAGCAGAUAAAGGGUGGCAGAAUUCUAUUAGACAUAAUUUAAGCCUUAACAGAUACUUUAUUAAGGUUCCAAGAAGUCAGGAGGAACCGGGAAAGGGUAGUUUUUGGAGAAUUGAUCCACAAUCGGAGGCGAAGUUAAUUGAACAAGCCUUUAGAAGACGACGUCAGAGGGGUGUGCCCUGCUUCAGAGCACCGUUCGGUUUAAGUUCCAGAAGCGCGCCCGCAUCCCCCACUCACGUGAUGUCAUCUGGCCUGAUUACACCGGACGCGUUAUCUAGAGAGAGUUCUCCCGUGCCGGAACAGUUGGUGGACGUAAGCCAGUCGGCGCCCGGUAGUCCGGGUCAUUCUAUUAUCGCGUACCCCGGUUCAGGUAAUAUGAUCGGCCAUCAGCAAAUGAGUACCCUUGUCGGAUCCACCAAAGCUAGAUUGCUGUUACCGAACAGAGAUUUAGAGCAACACUCUCAUGUAAUGUCGUCGGCCAAUGGUCAGGACCAUCAGGAUGUGGAAAAAUAUCAACUAGUUAAUUCGGGACAGGUAAUAGAGGAGCAAUCGUUGUCCCCGGCCGCUUACUCACCUCAACCAGUAAUAGUACAAGCCGCAAACUAUGCACAUUAUAGCAGUUUAGGAGUUGACUUGAAAAGGCAUCUCGACGAUCAAAGUAUGGGCAGUCCGGUGAGCGGCGGCGAAACUUCCGAUAGCAUGCAAGAGCCGGAAGCGAAACGUCUCCGUGAUCAGCAAUAUGAUGCCGAGUAAUAAAUUGGAAAUUUUAGUUUCGAUAUAUCAAGUUUUAACAUAGUAGGUAUGCUGAGAGAUUCAGUUUUCAUUUGUACUACUUAAUUAUACAUUUCGCUCUCCCUCCUAUUAUACAUAUAUAACACAUACAUAAUGUAAAUUUUGCAAUUGUAUAUUUACGAUUUAUUUUUAAUUGUACAUCUACAAUAUUAGGGUUUUUAGAUAUAAUUUCGGUUUUAUAACGAUUUAAGUUAAUUUGGUGCUGUCCGCCAUGUUUUUUUUUUAAUUUAAUGAUGAACGAACUAAUCUGACUAGCAUUCUAUUUAUUAUAAUAUAAUAUAUAUGCUGUAUAUUUGUUAUUCCUCAAUUGUUUUCUCUGAGGCAAAUGUUAGCACUUUAUGAAAAUGAAUUUUGUUAGAAAUUUUAUCGCCAAUAAUAAAAUGAUGUAUAACGAAAAAAGCCAAUAAAAAAACUUACAGCUGUUAAUUUUUUGAAAAAGUUUCAUUACAUUGUAUUAAAAAUGGUACUUGUUCUCUUAAACUGGUCUAUUUAUCGGGCACUGUAAUUCAGUAAUUUGUAAAAUGUGAUAUUUUAAUGUAUUACAUAGGUGUUGCGUUUGCAAUGUCUUGAGAGUGAGUAAUCUAGCGGAUUGAGCGGUAUAAAUAUGUGAUACAC
Photinus pyralis (common eastern firefly) is the source of this 2532-nucleotide messenger RNA. RefSeq names its product forkhead box protein K1 (gene FoxK). The transcript is spliced from 7 exons. The record is from RefSeq and is a predicted model, not a curated record. Bases 142 to 1878 code for a protein of 578 amino acids. Lineage: Eukaryota; Metazoa; Arthropoda; Insecta; Coleoptera; Lampyridae. Gene Ontology annotation, biological process: regulation of transcription by RNA polymerase II. Gene Ontology annotation, molecular function: protein binding; DNA-binding transcription factor activity, RNA polymerase II-specific; RNA polymerase II cis-regulatory region sequence-specific DNA binding.